AUGCCUCUAGUGCGCGUGCCUCUCCUUGGAUCUCUGUAUAACCAUGAAGUCGCCGGGCGACAUGGGGAGAUCCGACCCCCCCACCCCACCCAGGGUAUUUACCCCAACCUCAUCCCCUACCCUGACCCCAAGACAUUCUGCCCUCCUCAGGGCUCCUACUCUAACCUUGUCCUCAACCCCAAACCCCUCCAGGCCUCUCGGCAGCCAUUGAGAGACCCUCCCCUUACCCCUUAUCCUAAGCCUAAGGGACCCAGGUCUCCCAGCCCUAAACCUAAGGACCCCUCCCUUAUUACUCCCACCCAGGAGUCUCCUCCCCUCCCCUUUCCACCCCUUCCCUCCCCUUCCCUCCCAUCCCCUCCUCAGCCCACUAGAAAGAUACACCUCUUUCCUAAAAAUCCUCUUCCUGACCCCCCCUCUCACUCCCUGAUCACUCCCAUCCAGGAGCAUCCACCCCUUCCCUCUCCUCCCUUCCCAUCCCCUCCUCAGCCCACUAGCAAGAUACACCUCCUGUCCAAAAAGUUCCUUCCUAACCACCCCUCUCCUCUGUGUCUCCCCCCUACAGGCGAUGCUGGUCUCCGGUCGGACUCGGCCGGUCAACGGGUCCCUUCAGACCACACCCAAAAUCAGGGAGGGUUCGUGAUGAAAGGGACUAAGAGGGACCAGCUCAUCCCUGGAGCCUGGUUCUGGCUCCAGCAAUGCAUCAUAUUGGGAACCAGAGUCCUUGAUUUCAGCUGA
Molecule: messenger RNA, 735 nt
Organism: Gymnodraco acuticeps
Lineage: Eukaryota; Metazoa; Chordata; Actinopteri; Perciformes; Bathydraconidae
Product: vegetative cell wall protein gp1-like
Exons: 3
Coding region: 1-735 (244 amino acids)
Source: RefSeq, a predicted model, not a curated record